Molecule: messenger RNA, 9644 nt
Organism: Acinonyx jubatus (cheetah)
Lineage: Eukaryota; Metazoa; Chordata; Mammalia; Carnivora; Felidae
Gene: ADAMTSL1
Product: ADAMTS like 1
Exons: 29
Coding region: 239-5683 (1814 amino acids)
Biological process (GO): extracellular matrix organization
Cellular component (GO): extracellular matrix
Molecular function (GO): metalloendopeptidase activity
Source: RefSeq, a predicted model, not a curated record
AUAACGCCCCCACCCCCCAGCGCACGCGCUCCCAUUCAAAGCAGCCCGGCUCCGCAGCCGCAGGGCGGCUCAGAGGACGCGCGGCAGAGCCCGGCGCAGCCCUGCCCCGCAGGCGCACGCUUCAGUCCGCCCGCCGGCUGCUGCGGCCGCGGCCGAGCCCUGCAGCCAGCGCGGGAGGCGGCUACCGCUUCUAGGGAGGGGUCUCGCCCGGAACCCCCUCCCUCCCCGCUUGGGGACCAUGGCAAGGCUGGCUGCGCCCUGGCGCACGAGGCUCCUGGUUCGCAUCUUCGGCGGCACCUGGUGCCUGCUCUACGUCGCCGGACAGGUAUGGGGAGACCAAAGCCAAGGAGCUGUUUUCCUGAGGGAAUUUACGCUAAUUCGAAGAGAGAGCCUUCAUGAAGAUUUCCUGUCUGACCUCUUGAAUAGUCACAAAACUGAAGACCCGAGCUCCAGGACAGCACGCUCUGAGGAGGACCGGGAUGGCUUGUGGGACGCUUGGGGCCCAUGGAGUGAAUGCUCACGUACCUGUGGUGGAGGGGCCUCCUACUCUCUGAGACGCUGCCUCAGCAACAAGAGCUGUGAGGGAAGAAAUAUCCGAUAUAGAACAUGCAGUAAUGUGGACUGCCCACCAGAAGCAGGCGAUUUCCGAGCUCAGCAAUGCUCCGCUCACAAUGAUGUCAAGCACCAUGGCCAGUUUUAUGAAUGGCUUCCUGUGUCUAAUGACCCAGACAACCCCUGUUCACUCAAAUGCCAGGCCAAAGGAACAACCCUGGUUGUUGAACUAGCACCUAAAGUCUUAGAUGGGACUCGUUGCUACACAGAAUCUUUGGAUAUGUGCAUCAGUGGUUUAUGCCAAAUUGUUGGCUGUGAUCACCAGCUCGGAAGCACCAUGAAGGAAGAUAACUGUGGAGUCUGCAACGGGGAUGGGUCCACCUGCCGACUGGUCCGAGGGCAGUACAAAUCCCAGCUCUCUGCAACCAAAUUGGAUGAUACUGUGGUUGCUAUUCCCUAUGGAAGUAGACAUAUUCGCCUUGUCUUAAAAGGACCUGAUCACUUGUAUCUGGAAACCAAAACCCUGCAGGGGGCUAAAGGUGAAAGCAGUCUCAGCUCGACAGGCACCUUUCUUGUGGACAAUUCUAGUGUGGACUUCCAGAAAUUUCCAGACAAAGAGAUUCUAAGAAUGACUGGACCACUCACAGCAGAUUUCAUUGUCAAGAUCCACAACUCAGGGCCCGCUGACAGCACAGUCCAGUUCAUCUUUUAUCAGCCUAUCAUCCACCGAUGGAGGGAGACAGAUUUCUUUCCUUGCUCAGCAACCUGUGGAGGAGGUUACCAGCUGACAUCGGCUGAGUGUUACGAUCUUCGGAGCAACCGUGUGGUUGCGGAUCAGUACUGUCACUAUUACCCAGAGAACAUCAAACCCAAACCCAAACUUCAAGAGUGCAACUUGGAUCCUUGCCCAGCCAGUGACGGAUACAAGCAGAUCAUGCCUUAUGACCUCUACCAUCCCCUUCCUCGGUGGGAGGCCACCCCGUGGACCGCGUGCUCCUCCUCGUGUGGGGGGGGCAUCCAGAGCCGGGCAGUUUCCUGUGUGGAGGAGGACAUCCAGGGGCAUGUCACCUCAGUGGAAGAGUGGAAAUGCAUGUACACCCCUAAGAUGCCCAUCGUGCAGCCCUGCAACAUUUUUGACUGUCCUAAAUGGCUGGCACAGGAGUGGUCUCCGUGCACGGUGACAUGCGGCCAGGGCCUCAGGUAUCGGGUGGUCCUCUGCAUCGACCAUCGUGGAAUGCACACAGGAGGUUGUAGCCCCAAAACCAAGCCCCACAUAAAAGAGGAAUGCAUCAUACCCACUCCCUGCUAUAAACCCAAAGAGAAACUUCCGGUAGAGGCCAAGCUGCCAUGGUACAAGCAAGCUCAAGAGCUAGAAGAAGGAGCUGCCGUGUCAGAAGAGCCCUCGUUCAUCCCGGAAGCCUGGUCAGCCUGCACGGUUACCUGUGGUGUGGGGACCCAGGUGCGAAUGGUGAGGUGCCAGGUGCUCCUGUCUUUCUCCCAGUCCGUGGCUGACCUGCCUGUUGAUGAAUGUGAGGGGCCCAAGCCAGCAUCCCAGCGUGCCUGUUAUGCAGGACCAUGCAACGGGGAAGCUCCUGAGUUUAACCCAGAAGAGACAGAUGGCCUCUUCGGCGGCCUGCAGGAUUUCGACGAGCUGUAUGACUGGGAGUAUGAGGGCUUCACCAAGUGCUCCGAGUCCUGUGGAGGAGGUGUCCAGGAGGCUGUGGUGAGCUGCCUGAACAAACAGACGCGGGAGCCUGCUGAUGAGAACCUGUGCGUGACCAGCCGCCGACCCCCCCGGCUCCUCAAAUCUUGCAGUUUGGAUCCCUGCCCGGCCAGGUGGGAAAUUGGCAAGUGGAGUCCAUGCAGUCUCACCUGUGGGGUUGGCCUACAGACCAGAGAUGUCUUCUGCUCCCACCUACUUUCCAGAGAGAUGAAUGAAACUGUAAUCCUGGCCGAUGAGCUGUGUCGUCAGCCCAAGCCCAGCACAGUGCAAGCUUGUAACCGCUUCAACUGCCCCCCAGCCUGGGACCCGGCACAGUGGCAGCCAUGUUCCCGAACCUGUGGCGGGGGCAUCCAGAAGCGUGAGGUUCUUUGCAAACAGCGCAUGGCUGAUGGCAGCUUCCUGGAGCUUCCUGAGACCUUCUGUUCAGCCUCAAAACCGGCCUCCCAGCAAGCCUGCAAGAAAGAUGACUGUCCCAGCGAGUGGCUCCUCUCCGACUGGACGGAGUGUUCCACAAGCUGUGGGGAAGGCACCCAGACUCGAAGUGCCAUUUGCCGGAAGGUGCUAAAAACCGGGGUCUCGGCCAUUGUCAAUUCCUCCCUGUGCCCUCCCCUGCCGUUCUCUUCAUCCAUCAGGCCCUGCAUGCUGGCAACCUGUGCACGGCCGGGACGGCCAGCCACCAAGCACAGCCCUCACAUUGCGGCCGCCAGGAAGGUCUACAUCCAGACGCGCCGGCAGAGGAAGCUGCACUUUGUCGUGGGGGGCUUCGCCUACCUGCUCCCCAAGACGGCUGUGGUGCUGCGCUGCCCCACGCGGCGCUUCCGCAAGCCCCUGAUCACGUGGGAGAAGGACGGCCAGCACCUCAUCAGCUCGGCGCACGUCACCGUGGCCCCUUUCGGCUACCUGAAGAUCCACCGCCUCAAGCCCUCUGACGCGGGCAUCUACACCUGCUCUGCCGGACCCGCCCGGGAGCAGUUUGUCAUUAAGCUCAUCGGAGGCAACCGGAAGCUGGUGGCCCGGCCCCUGAGCCUCAGGAGCGAGGAUGAGGCCCUCGCGGUGAGGAAGGCCAGCCCAAAGGAGGCCCUGCAGACCCACAAACACCAGAACGGAAUCUUCUCUAACGGCAGCAAGGCUGAGAAGCGGGGCCCCGCCGCAGACCCGGGGAGCCGCUACGAUGACCUCGUCUCCCGGCUGCUGGAGCAGGGUGGCUGGCCCGGGGAGCUCCUCGCCUCCUGGGAGGUGCAGGACUCCACGGAAAGGAACACGUCUUCCGAGGAGGACCAGAAUGCCGAUCAGGCCCUCUGGCACCUGCCCUUCACCAUGGUGACCGAGCAGAGGCGCAUGGACGACAUACUCAGGAACCUCUCCCAGCAGCCUGAGGAGCUUCGAGACGUCUACGGCAAGCACCUGGUGGCCCAGCUGGCCCAGGAGAUCUUCCGCACCCACCUGGAGCACCAGGACGCGCUGCUCAAGCCGUCUGAGCGGAGGCUACCCCCGGUGGCCAUCCCCCCUCAUAAGCACGUGUCUGGUUUCAGCAGCUCUCUCCGGACCUCGUCCGCUGGGGAGGCCGGGGGUGGCUCUCGCCGGCCCCAUCGCAAGCCCACCAUCUUGCGGAAGAUCUCAGCUGCCCAGCAGCUCUCGGCCUCCGAGGUGGUCACCCACCUCGGGCAGACUGUGGCCCUGGCCAGCGGGACACUAAGUGUGCUCCUGCACUGUGAGGCCGUCGGCAACCCAAGGCCUACCAUCAGCUGGGCCAGAAACGGAGAAGAGGUUCAGUUCAGCGACAGGAUUCUUCUACAGCCAGAUGAUUCCUUACAGAUCCUGGCACCAGUGGAAGCUGAUGUGGGUUUCUACACUUGCAAUGCCACAAAUGCCUUGGGAUAUGACUCUGUCUCCAUUGCCGUCACAUUAGCAGGAAAGCCACUAGUGAAGACAUCACGAGUGACUGUGAUCAACACUGAGGAGCCUGCAAUCACAGCUGAUGUAGGAAGCACCAUCAAAACAGUGCCAGGAGUGAAUGUGACCAUUAACUGCCAAGUUGCAGGUGUGCCCGAAGCCGAAGUCACUUGGUUCAGGAAUAAAAGCAAACUGGGUUCCCCUCACCAUCUGCACGAGGGCUCCUUGCUGCUCACAGACGUGUCCUCCUCAGAUCAGGGCCUCUACUCCUGCAGGGCAGCCAAUGUGCACGGAGAGCUGACGGAGAACACACAGCUGCUGAUCCUAGAUCCCCCCCAAGUCCCCACACAGUUGGAAGACAUCAGGGCCUUGCUUUCAGCCACUGGACCGAACCUUCCUUCAGUGCUGACAUCUCCUCUGGGAGCACAGCUGGUCCUGGAUCCUGGGAAUUCUGCUCUCCUUGGCUGUCCCAUCAAAGGUCAUCCUACCCCAAAUAUCACCUGGUUCCAUGGUGGUCAGCCAGUUGCCACUGUCCCAGGACUGACACAUCAUAUAUUGGCAGCUGGACAGAUUCUCCAGGUUGCAAAUCUUAGUGGCGGGUCCCAAGGGGAAUUCAGCUGCCUUGCACAGAAUGAGGCAGGAAUGCUUGUGCAAAAAGCCUCUUUGGUGAUCCAAGAUUACUGGUGGUCCGUGGACAGACUGGCAACCUGCUCAGCCUCCUGCGGUAACAGGGGCGUUCAGCAACCCCGCCUGAGGUGCCUCCUGAACAGCACAGAGGUCAACCCCACCCACUGUGCAGGGAAGGUGCGCCCUGCCGUGCAGCCCAUCGCAUGCAAUCGGAGAGACUGCCCUUCUCGGUGGAUGGUGACCUCCUGGUCUGCCUGUACGCGGAGCUGUGGGGGAGGUGUCCAGACCCGCCGGGUGACCUGCCAGAAGCUGAAAGCCUCUGGAAUCUCCACUCCUGUGUCCAAUGACAUGUGUACCCAGCUUGCCAAACGGCCAGUAGACACCCAGGCCUGUAACCAACAGCUCUGCGUGGAGUGGGCCUUCUCCAGCUGGGGCCAGUGCAAUGGGCCUUGCAUCGGGCCUCACCUAGCCGUGCAACACAGACAAGUGUUCUGCCAGACACGGGAUGGCAUCACCUUACCAUCAGAGCAGUGCAGUGCCCUUCCAAGGCCCGUGAGCACCCAGAACUGCUGGUCAGAAGCCUGCAGCGUACACUGGAGGGUCAGCCUGUGGACCCUGUGCACGGCGACCUGCGGCAACUAUGGCUUCCAAUCCCGGCGUGUGGAGUGUGUGCACGCCCGCACCAACAAGGCAGUGCCUGAACACCUGUGCUCCUGGGGCCCCCGGCCGGCCAACUGGCAGCGCUGCAACAUCACCCCAUGUGAAAACAGUAUGUUCCAACCCCAAAGAGUCUUCUGCCAAUUCCCCACAGGGCAUCGGGGGCAGAGGGCAGUCCCCAGGACUGACCCUGAGCGUAGGGCAUUGGAGCAGGUUUCCCAAGGAUUGUGAGCUGGGGCCAGAGUUGGGUAUGGUCACAGGGGUGCAUGCAAGCGAGCAAAGAUAUGUAUACGCAUGUCCAGGCCACGAAAGAUGGCUGAGUGUGCCCCCAAGGGCUCGAUCUUGGCCCUGGGCAAAGCCAGGUACUAUUGGCCAAAUGCUAAACGAAGUCAGCCUCCAGCUCACCCGCAGUAGUUUGGCUGGUACCCAGGGGACGACAACCAGUGCCUCCUGGGGGCCGGGCUACUAGACAGAAAGCACCGUUUGCACUAGAAGAGCACACAGAGUGCCUCCUGCCCAGCUGGCCUUGUGCCCAUCAUGGCUCUGCUUCUCACAGAACAAGGACCGGCUGCCCUCCCUCCUUCCCAACCCACGGGCACCCACCGGAACUGUGCAGGAGCCCAUGCCCUUGAGAUCUACUCUUUCACUCCCUCCUCCCUCAAGUCUGGAUCCUCCUCUGCCCAACACCGGCAUUUGUAUCCCAGUUGGAUAUUUUUUUCUUCCUCUGGACCCAAAACAAACUGGAGGUCCUUCCCCCCAGGAAAGAAGACAAAGUAUGAGACAAAGAAUACAAAGUUUUUAAAUGUUGCCAUGCAGUUUUCCCCUAAACGGGGCCUCUCUGAGCAUGAGAUUUCCAACGCUGAGGCAGAUGUCCUGUAGGCAAAUUGUCCCACUGCCUAUACACUGGGGAGGGAUGAUCUUUGUUCUCUGUGUGGUGCUGACCCAUCUUUAUGUCAAGAGCUCACCACAGUUAGCACUAAUGUUCAGUCAAAGUAUUUCAGACUUCCUAUGUUGGUCACAGAAGUCCACAACCCAAAUCGGCACCAAUAGCUAAGGACCAUCUCGUUUGUGCCAAUACUGAACUAGAGGCCACAGUGCUCGGGCAAGACAUGGUCAGGGGAAGGAGUAGAGAGGCUUGGGUGGACAGUGUUAAGAAACUUUCACGGAGGAAAGAAAGCUCACAUUCCAGGGGAUGAGGCCAUCAACCAGGGCCUCAUUGCACACCACGUCAGAGUGGCGCAGCAUUGAGUCCUUCUGGGAACCAGCUCGAGGAGAGCCACUUAAAUACCACGGGGAAAGGCCAGCUUGCCUUAGAAGGUCAGGCGGUCCCGAGGAGAGGGAGAUGAACAGCGCCCUCCGGAAGGAAGCGUGCCAUCAGAAAGGCAGUAGAACAGGCCAAGGGUUGGGCCAUGUCAGCCGGCCAACAACGGCAGCCUGUUGGCAGGCUGGGAGGCAGGUGGCUGAGUGCCACCAGAGCGAGGCCAGUGCAGAGAUGCUGGACAGCAGGGGCCCCUCCAGCAUGGGAGUCCAGUGCCCAAGGCAGACCCCAGGAAGCACCCAGUGGCCACAGCCUUUAGCUCCAUUUCACAUCUUUCUUUUGUCCCCUUUCCCAGUGGAGUGCAGAGAUACUACCAGGUACUGCGAGAAGGUCAAACAGCUAAAACUCUGCCAACUCAGCCAGUUCAAAUCUCGCUGCUGUGGGACUUGCGGCAAAGCGUGAAGACAGGGCCCAGGGAAGAACUCUACCCUGGCCACACAGAGGACUCCCGCCACCACCUUGGACAGAACUUAAGCUCUCUUCGUUUAUUUAUUUAUUUUCCUCUCCCCACCCCCACCCCACACACCCUCGUCCAACCUCCUCCCCCACCCCAGACAUGAGGACCUCGGCAUGUCCUCUCUCUCGGUUCACUGGAGAACAGAAUGUGGGGGAAAGACAAGGAAAGGGGUCUACAGGAGGUUGCAGAGCAGACGCCUCGUCUUCCCAAACCCAGGUCCCGAAAAGGCGGAGGAAGAGGCAGGCGUGGCUCCUGGGGACAGCAGGGAGGCAGAGCCAGUGGCAGACGAGAGAUGGGAGGGUAGGCCACAGAGCAUUUGCAAAGCAUUGGUACAGACUCCAGACAACCAGCUGUGUCUUUCCUGGCAGCACACCGUCCACACGGGAGUGUGCUUCUGCUUUGUGUCCUCCUCUGCCUCAGCCUUGGGAAGAGCAGGCAGGGAGGGGAGGACACUAUCGGAAGGCAAAACCCAGGCCAGAACUCAGCUCUUCUGCCGGGGAGCAUCAAGAACUCCAAGCCCGGAUACAGAGCAGUAAGGAGGAGACCAUCCAAGUAGGCCCGAAGCACACUUGAUGCAGAAAACCACGUGGGGGCUGGGGCGGGGAGGAGACAGAAGCAAAAAGAAACCUGUGCAUGGUCCUCAGCGGGGAAGUGCAGGUAGAUGGGGAGGAGUGAGGAGGCUCGGGGAAGGGGCCCUCUGGAUUCUGCUGCCCUCGCAGAGGGCACACUGCCUUCUAGGAGACCUGCCCCCCCUGAGGUGCAGGGGAGUCCCCACUCCCCACACUGUCUCAGACUUCUGCCUAUACCCCCCUAGCAAAGCCAGCGAGACAUCAAGAUCUACUUGUUCAGUUGAGCGGCCCCUCUCAUCUCUCUCUACAUCAAGAGUCCCCCCCCUCCCCAACCCCAGCCCAGAACGAUACUGCUGAUGUGGGUCAAGGGCAUUCUGAGCAAGAAUAGGCUGGGGUUUCUGCCUGUAUGGCCUUUGCUGCCCGACUUGAGGGCCAGGGGUGGGGUUCAAUUUGCCAGAUGGUAUCCAUCAGGUCACAGUAGCUGCUUCCAGAACGGGCCGGGGCCCGUUCAGGGUGGGACAGCGGGCUUGUGCGGGCCCACUGUAAGAGCGGCGCUCCCAUUUAUACAGCAGCUUGGGGCAGGGUGAUGGGGUGCGGUGGCAAAGCCAUAGGAUAACUAAAGCUCGCAAGAGGGUCCUCAAAGGCUUUUCAACCUGUUCCCUACACACACUGAAGUACUAUGAACCUUACAGCAAUUAAUAUCCACCCAGUUUUGGUAAUCCAGUCAGCAAGGCAGCACACACACUUGCAGUAAUGCGGGUCAGCUAGAGUAACAUGGCUGCAGCAAAGUCUAGGGGCAAACCUGAAAUCCUGGGACCAUUUGGCAAAUUGUUCUUUCAGCAAAGGGGUUUGGGUGAGUGGUUUUGGCCACCUCCCCCUUGAGUGGACACCGUUCAAUAGCCAGGGCAGCGUGGCCACACUCACUCACCCCUCAGCCAGCCUGCUCCCCCCUCACAUACAGACUCGCAAAAUGCCACCCAGCCCCGGGCCACCACCAAUACCAGGGCUGUGUUUUCCAGCCCACCUGGAAGUCAAAGAUGGGGGGAAGACGGUAUUAAGCUGUGUCCUCCCCAGGUGAGCUACGGACAAUUAAGGUGGGUCUCUUUCUUCCUCACCACAAUGGGCUCUAAGAAGUCAUGUUACUAAAAAAUCAGCGUAAUGUUUAUUUAAAAUAAAAGAGAAUGUUUUCUAUGUCUGUAUAUCUUUUGUGAAUAUUUAUUAGGAUUUCUUGUAUAAAAACGUGCAAUAUUAAUAAUUGUACAUUGUCAUUCAGAAAACAAAGUAUUUGGGGGACUUUUUUAUUAACUUCCUGCAGUUGUGUUCCUGUAAACUCUGGUAACUAUUGUAUUGUUCCUAUUUUUAAUAGAGGCUGAUGUUUAACUCUGGAUCCAUUCACUGUGUACAGAACACAUUGUAAAGCUAACAUGGGAUGACAGGGCAAGAAGAGGGGACUCGUUUGUGACACAAUAGUUAUGCAUGGAAUGGAGAAUACAAAUUCCAUACUGCUACUAAUGUGGUUGGUUAUUUGUAGUUCAAUAGCUGUUGAGAACCAGUGGCCAAUAUUUACAUUUUCUAAAUAGCCAGUGUCCUCCAGCUCCGCCUCGUGUCAGAUUGGAGCCGUUGGAGGGGGCCUCAGAGCCAGCUCGGAGGACCUAGGUUUGGGGUGGGAAGCAGCGUGCUCCUUGCAUGAGAUGAAUGUACAUUUACUGUUUGUUCUGUGAAUUGUGACUCAGCAGCAACACAAGAUGAUUAGAGCUGCUGAAUAAUAUGGAAGGAGGCACUUUCCUCCUCUAAAACACAAAACUGUAUUUAUAUUUUUUGUACAGAUAAUACAGCUUAUUUAUUUAA